Hemibagrus wyckioides is the source of this 1689-nucleotide messenger RNA. RefSeq names its product WD repeat domain 25 (gene wdr25). The coding region runs from base 117 to 1511 and encodes 464 amino acids. The transcript has 6 exons. Gene Ontology annotation, molecular function: protein binding. The record is from RefSeq and is a predicted model, not a curated record. Lineage: Eukaryota; Metazoa; Chordata; Actinopteri; Siluriformes; Bagridae.
CGCAGCAGUAUUGUAAAUGAAACAGGAGCGUUCUUUUACAUCGUCUCCAACAGAUGGCGACAUUCUCUGCGCGGAAACAAGACUUCUAACUGCACAGAUUUAGUUGGCUGAAUUGUAUGUUCGUAUCGCACCGCACCAUGAAUUCAUUGGUGGAUUAUGACUGUGACAGUGAGGACAGUUUAGAUCCAGAGGAGACCCUUCCAGAAAAGAGUGGCUGUUCAACUAAGACCGAAGAAACCAUUAGAGCCAUUCCAUUGCCUGUAACUAGGCUGAUUUCAGAUCUCCAUCACCACAAGUCAAAAUCAGAAGAGUAUAAAACCCCAUCAGGUUCAAAGUGGCUUGAGUCAGCAUGUCCUGUAGUACAAACAUCUGUGGGUUCAAAAAGACCCCAGGAUAUUCCAGGUGGACUGAGACCGUAUGUGUCAAAGAGACAGAGGAUGUUCACGCAGUCCGAGUCAGCUGCACUGGAACACACAGAAAACUCACCUGACCUGCAGGCUACAAACUCGCGCCUUCUCUCAGAAGUGUCUGAGAGAGUGCAGCCAUUCCUGGGCAGGAAAAUGGUCAGAGGCGAGCUGCCCAAAAGUGUUCAACAUCAGCUUCAUGCUCAUCAAGGGCCAGUGAACACGGUGCAGUGGUGUCCAGUGCCACAUCUCAGUCACCUUCUGCUCUCAGCCUCCAUGGACAAGACUUUUAAGGUUUGGGAUGGUGCAGGCAGUGGGCGGUGUCUUCAGACUUACUCCACCCACCAUGGGGCUGUACGAGAUGCAUGCUGGCUGCCAUGUGGGCGACGCCUCCUUUCUGGCUCCUUUGACAACACGGCUUCUGUGACAGAUUUGGAGACUGGUCAGGCGGUUGCCAGGGUGGACAACCAAUUCAAGGUCACUUGUCUGGCUUUUCAGCCCUCAGAUCCUGCUCUCUUUCUGUGUGGGGGAUUCAGCUCUGAGGUCAAGGCCUGGGACUUCCGAACCUGUAAGAUGGUCCGAGUGUACAAAGCUGGGAUUCAGCAGACACUGGACAUCCUGUUUCUGGGUGAAGGGAAGGAAUUUGUGUCCAGCAGUGAUGUUGUCAGUCGAGACUCUGCGGAUCGCACCCUUAUUGCCUGGGACUUUCUGACGUCUGCCAAAAUCUCCAACCAGAUAUUCCAUGAGAGAUACACCUGUCCUAGUCUGGCCAUGCAUCCACAGGAAGACUCCUUUGUUGCUCAGACCAAUGGAAAUUACAUAGCACUCUUCUCAACCCAGAAGCCAUACCGGAUGAACAAGACGAAGAGAUAUGAAGGACACAAGGUGGAAGGUUACGCAGUGCAAUGUGAGUGCUCUACAGACGGCACCAUACUGGCGACUGGUAGUUCUACAGGCUCUGUGCACUUCUAUGAGUUUCAGAGCACACGAAGCUUGCUAACCCUCCGUGCUCAUCAGCAGGCCUGUAUGUGUGUGUCCUACCAUCCUGUAAUACCUGCCAUGCUUGCCACAUGUGACUGGGGAGGAGAAAUCAAGAUAUGGAUCUGACAACCUUAACCACUUCCCUUUGUAUCCCAAGACUUUUUUAAAAAGACAAUAAAUUGGUGAGCAUGUACAUAUAAUACUUUUCCUUUUUUCUGUGGCCUCUGGCUUGGAAUCUAGAUCCACAUCUGGAUUUCUGUACAGCUGCUUUGUGAUACUGUCUUGUUAAAAACGGUGUGAAUUA